Phytophthora nicotianae INRA-310 is the source of this 1618-nucleotide messenger RNA. RefSeq lists its product as hypothetical. The transcript has 5 exons. NCBI's taxonomy places the organism in Eukaryota, Oomycota, Peronosporomycetes, Peronosporales, Peronosporaceae. Bases 153 to 1367 code for a protein of 404 amino acids. The record is from RefSeq and is a predicted model, not a curated record. Gene Ontology annotation, molecular function: phospholipid binding; lipid-A-disaccharide synthase activity. Gene Ontology annotation, biological process: lipid A biosynthetic process.
GCUUCUCAACUGGUAGCAAUCUUGCACCUGUUAGGCUCUAUGUGGUCGCUGGAGAAGCAUCGGGUGAUGCUAUCGGCGCCAAAGUUAUUCGUGCGUUACAGAGACAUCAACCGCCUCGAAGUCUUGAAAUCCGAGGAAUCGGAGGACCACUGAUGUCUAAAGCUGGUGCAUUUGAAUCGCUCUUCCCGAUGCAAGAGCUGUCGGUUAUGGGACUACUAGAAGUGGUGCCGCACAUUUGGCGGUUCCAGCGACGGAUUCACGAUACGCUGCGUGAUAUCGAGAAUUACCAACCCGAGUUGAUCCUUACAAUUGACUCAAAAGGAUUCACUUUUCGAGUGUUGAAGGCACUGCAAGCGAGUGAGCAGAAGAGCGGUGGCAAACGCAUAAAGAAGGUUCACUACGUUGCGCCGUCCGUUUGGGCUUACAAGCACCGAGGCAAGCGGGAUUUUACCGAGUUGAAGCAGCUUCUAGAUGCCAUGUUCACGAUCUUACCCUUCGAGGAAGACAUUUUUAACGCGGGGGAGGAGAUACAGAGUCCGGACAAUAAAGGUCGAACCUGGUGUCAUUUUGUGGGGCACCCAGCGGUCGAAGACUUUCUGGAAAUUAAUGGGGUCUACGAGAGCGGUGCAACUAAAUCGUUGGACUGUACUCUCGACAGUGAUAUUGAAACAGGAGCGGAUGGGUUACUUAGUUUUUCAAAGUAUGAAAGGAGCAAUUUGUUGGCGCGUGGGCGACUGCUUCAAGAUUUAGCGGCAAUUGGGCGUGAGCCAAGUGCUAGAACCCGUGUCAGAGAAAACUUUGGGAUUUCUAAAGAUGCGUUCGUGAUCUGUGCGCUUGUUGGAAGUCGGGUGAACGAAGUGAAGAAAUCCUUGCAACUCGUACUCGAGGCCAUUGCGAAAUUUAAGGAAGCAAAGAGUCAGCAGCAACAGAUCUUCGUCGUGUUUCCCACUAUUUCUGCUGUGGAGCAGCAGGUCAAAAAUCAUAUUAAUACAGCUGCUCCUGAGGUGAAGUGGCGUGUUUUAACUGACCUUGCAACAGAAGAACGAUUUCGGCUUUUCCAGGUGACGAGUGGAUCGGACUGUGCAUCAUUAUACACAUUUCUGAAGCUAAUUGCACUUACCCCUGUCGAUUUACAGAGCUCCGAUGCAGCGGUGGCCGUGUCCGGAACGAUCGUGCUCGAAACAACUCUAGCGAAUCUCCCGACUGUCGUUAUCUACCGUGCCAACCGGUUGACCGAGUGGAUUGCUAAGCGACUAGCUGCCGUCCGAUUUGUCUCGAUUCCCAACAUCUUGCUUGGAAGACCACUCAUUCCAGAAUUGCUUUUCAGUGAUUGCGCUGCUCCGAAGAUUGCUGAGACGUUGAGGUGAGUGGAUUGGUUUUUGCUUUAGUCUAUCUCAUAGCUAAUACUUGUACGUUUGUACCUGUGAAAUAGAGUAUUACUGCAUCAGAAAACUAAAGAAAAGGAUGCACUACAACUGACAAGGGCACUCAGCACUUUGACAAAAUGGCAAGAGACGACGGAGAAUAAACUGAAACCUAUUCGAGCAAGCGACCUAGUUGCAAAGCGCAUUCUAAAUGUGCUGACGGAUAAAUAGACUCGAGUUUUAUUGAAAACGCA